Chlorocebus sabaeus (green monkey) is the source of this 1410-nucleotide messenger RNA. RefSeq names its product zinc finger protein 232 (gene ZNF232). Lineage: Eukaryota; Metazoa; Chordata; Mammalia; Primates; Cercopithecidae. The record is from RefSeq and is a predicted model, not a curated record. Gene Ontology annotation, molecular function: DNA-binding transcription factor activity, RNA polymerase II-specific; RNA polymerase II cis-regulatory region sequence-specific DNA binding. Gene Ontology annotation, biological process: regulation of transcription by RNA polymerase II.
AUGGAACCUCCUGGUCCUGUGAGGGGGCCCUUGCAAUAUUCCAGCUGGUAUGAGCCUUCUGGCAGAGCUAGUUCUCAGACUAGAACGGCUGCAUCACUAACAGCAGCUGAAACUCUGGCCCUUCAGACAUCACGGGGACAAGAGAAGAUUAUGAUGAUGGAACCAAAGGAAGAGGAAGGUCUUGUGAGUAUGGAGACCAGGCUACCUGGGAACCACUUUACCAGUCAAGAGAUUCUCCGGGCCAACGCUCAGGCAUCUCCGCUACCAGAGACUCCUGGUCCCCGGGGCCUGAGCCAGCUACGGGUACUCUGCUGUGAGUGGCUAAGGGCCAGAGAAACAUUACCUAAGGAGCAGAUCCUGGAGUCGGUGCUGGAACAAUUCUUGACCAUCCUGCCUGAGGAGCUCCAGUCGUGGGUGCGACAUCACCCAAGAGGAGAGGAGGCUGUGACUGUGCUGGAGGAUUUAGAGAGACUUGAACCAGAACCGCAGGUCCCAGGCCCUGCACAUGGACCUGCACAGGAAGAGCCAUGGGAGAAGAAGGUUUCUGGAGCAGCCCAGGAAGCACUGAGCAUCCCCCAGACUAAGGAGACCCAGCCUUUCCCAAAGAGUGAACAGGUGUAUUUACAUUUUUUGUCAGUUGUUACAGAAGAUGGCCCAGAGCCCAAGGACAAAGGAUCAUUGCCACAACCACCCAUUACUGAAGCGGAAUCACAGGUGUUCUCAGAAAAACUUGCUACUGACACCUCUACAUUUGAAGCUACCUCUGAGGGUACCUUACAACUGCAGCAGAGAAAUCCCAAAGCGGAGACACUGAGGUGGUCCCCCGCCCAGGGGAAAAGUUUCAGGCAGAUGGUUGUCACCCAUAAGGAAAUUCCCACAGGGAAGAAAGACCAUGAAUGUAGUGAAUGUGGUAAAACCUUCAUUUAUAACUCACAUCUUGUUGUCCACCAGAGAGUUCAUUCUGGAGAGAAACCCUAUAAGUGUAGUGACUGUGGGAAAACUUUCAAACAGAGCUCAAACCUCGGUCAGCAUCAGAGAAUUCAUACAGGAGAGAAACCCUUCGAAUGUAACGAAUGUGGGAAGGCCUUCAGGUGGGGUGCUCAUCUUGUUCAGCAUCAGAGGAUUCACUCAGGAGAGAAGCCCUAUGAGUGUAAUGAGUGUGGGAAGGCCUUUAGUCAAAGCUCCUAUCUCAGUCAGCAUCGGAGAGUUCACAGUGGAGAGAGACCUUUUAUAUGUAAAGAAUGUGGGAAAGCUUAUGGAUGGUGCUCAGAACUCAUUAGACAUCGGAGAGUUCAUGCCAGAAAAGAGCCUUCCCAUUGAAUUGAAGGGGAGAACGUCUCCAGACAGGAUUCUACAUCGGUCUAAUCUACUUUAGGACUGGAUCCCAUAAAAGUUAUAAGCUCCUUAAGA